This is a messenger RNA of Mangifera indica (mango), 691 nucleotides long. Its product is annotated as iron-sulfur assembly protein IscA-like 1, mitochondrial. Gene Ontology annotation, biological process: iron-sulfur cluster assembly. Gene Ontology annotation, molecular function: 2 iron, 2 sulfur cluster binding. Gene Ontology annotation, cellular component: cytoplasm; mitochondrion. NCBI's taxonomy places the organism in Eukaryota, Viridiplantae, Streptophyta, Magnoliopsida, Sapindales, Anacardiaceae. The record is from RefSeq and is a predicted model, not a curated record. The transcript has 3 exons. Bases 148 to 546 code for a protein of 132 amino acids.
UGUAUGGUUACCAGACCAGCAAUGUAGCCUUCACCGCCAACUUGGUUAUUGGUAUUACCGGAACAUAUUUACGACAAUAGAAAUCAGGAAUUAUACUUGAGAAAGAAAAGGUAGCCAAAUCCAAAUUUGUUUUUUGAGAAAUCAAUAAUGGCAGCUUCUUCAUCUUCUAAAAUUUUAGCCGAGAAGGUGGCGACCGCCGUGCGCCGUCAAGCCCUAACCGUCACGGAUGCCGCAGCCACCAGAAUCCGUCAACUCUUACAGAAGCGACAGCGCCCUUUCCUCCGACUUGGCGUCAAGGCUCGUGGCUGCAAUGGCUUAUCCUACACGCUUAAUUAUGCAGAUGAAAAAGCAAAGUUUGAUGAGUUGGUUGAAGACAAAGGUGUUAAGGUACUGAUCGAUCCAAAGGCCUUGAUGCAUGUUAUAGGCACCAAGAUGGAUUUUGUAGAUGACAAACUCAGAUCUGAGUUCAUUUUUAUCAAUCCCAACUCAAAAGGACAGUGUGGCUGCGGUGAGUCCUUUAUGACAACAGGUAGUGCUGCUAAAUGAGGCUGUAGUUAAGGGUUAUAACAAACCCAAUGAUACCAGAUUCUUUUUUUUUUUUUUUCCAAAUUGUAACCAUAUGUACUUGAUGCUUGUAAAAACAACAUUGAUUAUCAUUUAUGAAUAACAAAGGAAAUUUCUGGUACACCAA